CCCAACUCAGUCAUCCUCCCACCAGCCGUAUCCUAGAUGCAGAUCAGAGAGAAAUAAAAUAACAAUAUCAAAGCUUUUGUAGAAAAAGAGCAGCAGACUGCUUAGGUCAGACAGUUGAGUUGCUGGGAAGCCCUGAAACUUGUUGGCUGCAAGAGGACUAUUUGCACCAACUGGAAGUACAGGCUGAGCUGUGAAAUGGCCAGACUCCAGAACCUUCUUUGCAUUGUAUGUCUGUUGGGGCUUGCUGCCACCCAGGACAUGCCUUAUGAGGAACUUGCUGCCCAGAUUCAAGCCUGCCCUAAGGAGUGUCGCUGCCCCCCAAAUUUUCCCCGGGCUGUCUACUGUGACAAUAAAGGCCUGAAGAAUCUUCCCAAAAUCCCACCGUACACUUGGUACCUUUACCUUCAGAACAAUCUAAUUGAAGCCCUGUCAUCGAAUGCUCUGCAGAACGCAACGCAGCUGCGUUGGAUCAAUCUAAACCGCAACAAAAUCACAAGUGAAGGAGUGGGGGAUGUUCUGAGCUCAAUGACAAACCUGGCUCACCUGUACAUGGAUGACAACCUGCUGUCUUCAGUGCCAUCUCCCCUGCCAGCCAGCUUGGAGCACCUCCGUCUGUCCCGCAAUCGAAUCUCUAAAAUCCCAGCCGGUGUCUUUGUUGGUCUGGAGAAGCUUAGCCUCCUGGACCUCCAAGGAAAUAAACUGAUGGACGAUGCAGUGACUGAAGUGAGCCUGAAAGGUCUCAACAGCCUAGUACAAAUCAAUUUGGCCAAAAACCAGCUUAGCAAAAUGCCUCUUGGAUUACCACCCAGCACUACGCAGCUUUACCUUGAUGGCAACAACAUUGACAAAAUCCCAGCAGGUUAUUUUAAGGGUCUACCCAAGAUGGCAUUUCUGAGGCUUAACAACAACAAACUUGGUAGCAGUGGAUUCCCCAAAGAUGUUUUCAAUCGCUCAAGCAUUUUGGACUUGCAGCUGUCCUAUAAUCAGCUGACCGAGGUUCCCCUCAUUUCCUCAGGCCUUGAGCACCUUCACCUCGACCACAACAAGAUCACAUACGUCAAUGGCUCCAAAAUCUGUCCUGUUUCCGUCGAUGCGGUGGAUGACUCGCUCAAUGAAAGCGUGCCUCAGCUACGUUACCUGCGACUGGAUGGCAAUGAGAUUAAUCCUCCAAUUCCCAGGGAUGUCAUCACAUGCUUUCGUUUCCUCAGGUCGAUUGUUAUUUAAACUGGUGAUGAUCAGAACGCUGCUUACUGAAAACAAUAACUCGGAUGCAGAUGUUGUAAAUGAAACUUGGGAAAUGAUUCAUGCUCACCGGUUUGUUUGGAAACAUAUCCUUUAGAGUGGAGAUUCCGUUGAAGGAAAAUGAGCAACUACACUGAACGCUUCAAUUGUGGCAAUCUGUUGGCUGUUGUUUGUGCCUUAUGUGGAUGUAAACAUCUGCAUGUGGAGGUCCUACACCGCAAUUUAUUCAAAUAUAUCAAAACUGCAUGGAUUACCGUGAGAACAUGUUGUUUUUGAUUGUGAAUAGCUUUGAAAACUCAAUGUUGUUUUUGAGUUUGAGCGAGCCAAAGCUUUAGUGCAUAGGCAAAUGCUUUUGUUUUCUUUGACCUCUUUAUACUUGUAGGCUUGAAUUCAAAUGACUGUUUUUAGGUUUGUGUUGUUUACUUACAGAAUUUUCUUCUCAAAUGUUUAUGUAAACUGUAAGUAAUUAUUCAUGUUUAACAGUGGCAGAAAUAGGUUGAUUCAUGUGAACAUUCAUGGCCAACAUUCCUUAAAGUUUUCUAUACAGAAUGUGAAUACUUGUUUUUAAAAAAUGCCAAUACACUUUUAAAAUGAUCUGUUUUUCUGAAUAAACUGCACAAAUUAACUGUAUUUCAACCUGUAUUUCAAAUAAAUUAAACUCCUUAGAAUAAACAUUUGUAUUUGUU
Molecule: messenger RNA, 1928 nt
Organism: Oryzias latipes (Japanese medaka)
Lineage: Eukaryota; Metazoa; Chordata; Actinopteri; Beloniformes; Adrianichthyidae
Gene: kera
Product: keratocan
Molecular function (GO): protein binding
Source: RefSeq, a predicted model, not a curated record